UUGAAAAGGCUUUGAAACCAGCCAGGUAUUACCAGAGCUGAGUCGUUCUUAGUCCCGUCAGUCGUACCACAUAGCAAGUAUUUACCCCACGGGAUCGAGCAGAGAUAAUGAAUAUUGAUCCCAACAGUGCCCUAUCCCGCGUUCCACCUGAAAUCUUCUCCGAAAUCUUCUCUCUGGCUUCGGAUGGUCAGUCGCUGCGCUACAACCAAGGGCUUUGGUCUAUAGGAAGGGUUUGUGGUCGCUGGCGCUCCAUUGUUUUGUCAGACCCAACGUUAUGGGCACACCUGCGCAUAUCGCUGAAAUGGGCAGUAGAUGAGGAGCCGAUUCCCUACAAUGUGCUGCCAUAUGAUGGAGGAUUUCCUUGGAAUGCAUCCGUCUUCCCUUCCUCGAUGGGAGAAGCACCAGAACAUCAUACACAGGAAAUUGUCGCACUGGCAGAUGAAGCUCUAGCUUCACUCCCCGUGAUCAGAGAUUACACAUGCAUCACGCCACGUACAGUUGCAUUGCUCUUGAAGCACCUUUCACGCUCCCAGGCUGCUCCUCUCACCAUCGAUCUAACUGCUCCCUCAAAUCGAAUGCUUUCCACUGAUGUGUAUCUUAUGCGGUUUUUCCAGUUGAUCUUUUCGCAGUCGCGUCGCUUCAAAGACUCGGCACCAUUAAGCAUCUGAAGACGCUUGUCUCUUCAUCGUUUGCCUUUGAGGAACUCUCCUUGUCAAACCUAGUGUCAUGCCAUCUUGUCCUUGCAGGCACCUCCACGCCUCCACCUACUGGUCAACCAAUCAAGGGACGGCUCAGCAAUUUACGUGAGC
This is a messenger RNA of Desarmillaria tabescens, 809 nucleotides long. RefSeq lists its product as uncharacterized. Bases 108 to 668 code for a protein of 186 amino acids. The transcript has 3 exons. The record is from RefSeq and is a predicted model, not a curated record. Gene Ontology annotation, molecular function: protein binding. NCBI's taxonomy places the organism in Eukaryota, Fungi, Basidiomycota, Agaricomycetes, Agaricales, Physalacriaceae.